UAUUUCUGCUUCCGGGUUCAGGGUGUUCCGCGCCUCCGGCUCCUCUCCUUGGCAGAUCGAGGUAUUCGCGUUGACAGCGCCUCCAGACUCAACCUAGGGCGGCUUUUAACUGCCCACCCGCGGGAGCCGGGGCUCCGCACUGACCCGGGACACGAAGGUGCUCCUCACCUUCCAGCUCAGCCUGGAGGGUCCCUGCGCCCCGAGCUGAGAGAGGUCGCGGGCCCAGCGAGGCAGCCGUGUGCGGACCUCCGGCCCCUGAGGCGGACCGCGGGGACCCGCAGCCUUUCGGCGUCCCAGAAUCGCUCGCUCCCGUCCCGGCUCGGAUGGGCCUUCCCACUCGAUAAAUGUGGCUGCUGAGGCGGCGGUGGCGGUGGCCGGUCCUGCUGCUGGUUGGCUCCAAGUUCCUCCCCGCCGCGGCGCUUUGCUGCCCCCCGGGGCUGCCGCCGCCAGCUCCUUAUCCCCUGGGCCUGGCCUUGCAGAGUGGCGACGAUGGACAAGAUCCUGGAAGGCCUGGUGAGCUCCUCGCACCCGCUGCCGCUCAAGCGGAUGAUUGUGCGGAAGGUGGUGGAGUUCGCGGAGCAUUGGCUCGACGAGGCGCAGUGCGAGGCCAUGUUUGACCUAACGACCCGCCUCAUCCUGGAGGGCCAGGACCCUUUCCAGCGACAAGUGGGCCACCAGGUGCUGGAGGCCUACGCGCGGUACCACCGGCCGGAGUUCGAGUCCUUCUUCAACAAGACUUUCGUGUUGGGCCUCCUUCAGCAGGGCUACCACUCAGUGGACAGGAAGGACGUCGCCAUCCUGGACUACAUUCACAACGGCCUGAAGCUGAUUAUGAGCUGCCCGUCGGUGCUGGAUCUCUUCAGCCUGCUCCAGGUGGAGGUCCUGCGAAUGGUUUGCGAGAGGCCGGAGCCAGUGCUCUGUGCCCGGCUGAGCGACCUUCUGACCGAUUUCGUGCAGUGCGUCCCCAAAGGGAAACUGUCAGUUACCUUCUGUCAACAGCUGGUUCGAACGAUAGGUCAUUUCCAGUGCGUGUCCACUCAUGAGAAGGAGCUACGGGAGUAUGUCUCCCAGGUAACGAAAGUGAGUACCUUACUACAGAAUAUUUGGAAGGCUGAGCCCUCCACGCUGCUACCUUCUCUGCAAGAAGUUUUUGCAAGCAUCUCUUCCACAGAUGCAUCCUUUGAGCCCUCGGUUGCCUUGGCAAGCCUGGUGCAGCAUAUUCCUCUGCAGAUGAUCACAGUCCUCAUCAGGAGCCUAACCACUGACCCAAAUGUAAAAGAUGCGAGUAUGACCCAAGCUCUCUGCAGAAUGAUUGACUGGCUGUCCUGGCCAUUGGCUCAGCAUGUAGAUACGUGGGUAAUUGCUCUCCUGAAAGGACUGGCAGCUGUUCAGAAGUUUACUAUUUUGAUAGAUGUUACUUUGCUGAAAAUAGAACUGGUUUUUAACCGACUUUGGUUUCCUCUCGUGAGACCUGGUGCUCUUGCAGUCCUCUCUCAUAUGCUGCUUAGUUUUCAGCAUUCUCCCGAGGCAUUCCAUGUGAUUGUCCCUCAUAUAGUUAACUUGGUUCACUCCUUCAGAAGUGAUGGCCUGCCUUCCAGCACAGCCUUCCUAGUGCAGUUAACAGAGUUGGUUCACUGUAUGAUGUACCAUUAUUCCGGAUUCCCAGAUCUCUAUGAGCCUAUUCUGGAGGCAGUAAAGGAUUUUCCUAAGCCCAGUGAAGAGAAGAUUAAGUUGAUUCUCAAUCAAAGUGCCUGGACUUCUCAAUCCAAUGCUUUGGCAUCUUGCUUCUCUAGACUUUCUGGAAAAUCUGAAACUGGGAAAACUGGUCUUAUUAACCUGGGAAACACGUGUUACAUGAACAGUGUUUUACAAGCAUUGUUUAUGGCUACAGAGUUCAGAAGACAAGUAUUAUCUUUGAAUCUAAAUGGGUGUAAUUCGUUAAUGAAAAAAUUACAACAUCUUUUUGCUUUUUUGGCUCAUACACAAAGGGAAGCUUACGCACCUCGGAUAUUUUUUGAGGCUUCCAGACCUCCGUGGUUCACUCCCAGGUCACAACAGGACUGCUCUGAGUACCUCAGGUUUCUGCUGGACAGACUCCAUGAAGAAGAAAAGAUCUUGCGAGUUCAGUCCUCACAGAAGCCUUCUGAAGGUCUGGACUGUGCUGAAACUUGUUUACAAGAAGUAACCAGUAAGGUAGCAGUGCCCACAGAGUCUCCCGGUACAGGUGACAGUGAGAAGACUCUAAUAGAGAAAAUGUUUGGAGGGAAGCUACGGACUCACAUCUGCUGCCUAAACUGCGGGAGUACCUCACACAAAGUGGAAGCCUUCACAGAUCUUUCGCUAGCCUUUUGUCCUAGCCCUUCUGUGGAAGACCUGUCUUUCCAAGAUACAGCUUCGUUACCCAGUGCUCAAGACGAUGGGCUAAUGCAAACCAGUGUCGCUGACCCAGAAGAAGAGCCAGUAGUUUAUAAUCCAGCAACAGCUGCCUUUGUCUGUGACUCAGUUGUGAAUCAAAGAGUAUUAGGCAGUCCUCCUGUUGAGUUUCACUGUGCUGAAAACUCCUCUGUCCCUGAAGAAUCUGCAAAGAUUCUCAUCAGUAAAGAUGUACCUCAGAACCCAGGAGGUGAAAGCACAACUUCAGUGACUGACUUACUAAACUACUUUCUGGCUCCAGAGGUUCUUACUGGGGAGAACCAAUACUACUGUGAAAGUUGUGCCUCUCUACAGAACGCAGAGAAAACUAUGCAAAUCACGGAGGAGCCUGAGUAUCUUAUCCUUACGCUCCUGAGAUUCUCCUAUGAUCAGAAGUACCAUGUGAGAAGAAAAAUUUUAGACAAUGUGUCACUGCCUCUGGUUUUAGAGUUGCCAGUUAAAAGAACUGCUUCCUUCUCUUCCUUGUCGCAGAGUUGGUCUGUAGAUGUUGACUUCACUGAUAUUAAUGAGAACCUACCUAAAAAAUUAAAACCUUCUGGGACUGAAGAAGCUUUCUGCCCCAAAUUAGUGCCCUACCUAUUAAGUUCGGUUGUUGUGCACUCUGGUGUGUCCUCUGAGAGUGGCCAUUACUACUCUUAUGCCAGAAACAUCACAGGUACAGAGUCUUCAUACCAGAUGUGCCCCCAGUCUGAAAGUCUGGCAUUAGCACCCUCCCAGAGUUGUUUACUCGGGGUAGAAAGCCCCAAUACAGUCAUUGAACAGGACUUGGAAAAUAAGGAAAUGUCACAAGAGUGGUUUUUAUUUAAUGACAGCAGGGUGACAUUUACUUCAUUUCAGUCAGUUCAGAAAAUCACAAGUAGGUUUCCAAAAGACACAGCUUAUGUGCUUUUGUACAAAAAACAAAGCAGAGCUAAUGGCGUAGGCAGUGACAGUCCAGCCAGUGGUGUCUGGGUCAAUGGAGAUCCACCCCUACAGAAAGAGCUGAUGGAUGCCAUAACAAAGGACAACAAGCUGUAUUUGCAGGAACAAGAAUUGAAUGCUCGAGCCCGGGCCCUGCAAGCUGCAUCUGCUUCCUGUUCGUUUCGACCCAAUGGAUUUGAUGACAAUGACCCACCAGGAAGCUGUGGGCCAACUGGUGGAGGGGGUGGAGGAGGAUUCAAUACAGUGGGCAGACUCGUAUUCUGACCCUGAGGAACUGAAAAUGUAUCUGGUCACAAAACAUCAAUACUGUGGCUGUUAAAAUGUCAGGCUGUAACCUAUAGCAUAUCUAUCUUUUAUUUUUCUUUUCAUUAGACCCGAAUACUUUGAGAAAAUACACUCAGUGGUUGUUUUUAUUUUCUUAACAAAAAUACAUCAUGGAAAAAAAAAUCUACCUCUUAAACUUCCAUUUGCAGUUAUGGUUAGACAUGCUUGGCCACAAGUAUUGAGAGGAAAAGGCAUACCUGCUCCCUAAUUAAGCUGCAUUAAAUUUGGUAGAAGGAUUUAAAUGGUGUAUUUUCAGUUGUACUGAACAAAAUAAUUCACUUAUCAUUCUUUAUACAAGAAUUGAUGCUAGAUAUAUCUUAAGAAAAAUGAAAUUCUUAUUUCUGGUAUAAUUACCCCAAUAUUAAAUUCAAGUCUUUGAAAAUAGUAGAGAUGGUGAGUCUCUGGAGGCGAUGCCACCUUCCACCCCAGCUGCCAGUCUCUGAGCUGCUGUCUCUGCUGUCCUCCGAGUUGCACUCCAGAUUCAGGAACAAGUGUCAUUUACACACUGGCAAGUGAAUUCACACAAGGUGCAUGACGCCGGAGGGCAGGGUUUUUAACUGAACUUUGUAGGAUUUCCAGUUGUCCAAGGACUUUAAAAUCCUGUUUCAGGGAGUGUAUCUCCUGUGUGUUUUAAAGGAGGUGAGUCUCUGUAUGUGCCUUGCAGUACUGUAAUUCAAAAAUAGGUUCUCUUUGGCUGCGGCGGAAAGUUUUCUAAAACAAAGCGUUAGGAAGGAAUUUUGUGCUAACAUUAAAAUUAUAAUUUUUUAAGGUAUUAGAUUUUUCAGAAGUAAAAUCUGGUGGUUCUAAACUAGUAAGUGUAAUGGUAAAUUUCUAACUCUUAGAAAAAUUCGGAGGAAAUGAAGCUAGUUUAAGUAAAAAAUCUUUAAUUGAUUUGUUACUUAAUCUUCACAUUAAACAUUGAUAACAUUUUUAGAGUUGUAUAUUUGGAUUUUUUUCCUUUGAGACACAUGCCUUACACAUAAAAUAUAAUCUGCUUCAUGAAAUAUUAAAAUGCCACACC
Mus caroli (Ryukyu mouse) is the source of this 4699-nucleotide messenger RNA. RefSeq names its product ubiquitin specific peptidase 38 (gene Usp38). Gene Ontology annotation, cellular component: cytosol; nucleus. Gene Ontology annotation, biological process: ubiquitin-dependent protein catabolic process; protein deubiquitination. Gene Ontology annotation, molecular function: cysteine-type deubiquitinase activity. Lineage: Eukaryota; Metazoa; Chordata; Mammalia; Rodentia; Muridae. The record is from RefSeq and is a predicted model, not a curated record.